Molecule: messenger RNA, 939 nt
Organism: Lachancea dasiensis
Lineage: Eukaryota; Fungi; Ascomycota; Saccharomycetes; Saccharomycetales; Saccharomycetaceae
Source: the annotation of a GenBank genome assembly
AUGAGAAUCAAAGUCAGCUGCCCGGAAUUUGGUACCAGAGUUGUCACUGUAAGCAAUGAUUGUGUGGUCUCUGAGCUAUUGAAAACGGUUUCGGAAGAAUUGGAAUUGGGGAAGCCCUUCGCGUCGUGUAGGUUUGGGUACCCUCCCCAGGUGGUGGAUUUGACGCAAGAAACUAAUUUAGGUAAAAAGCUGGAAGAUUUGGGGAUAGCUUCAGGCGAGAAGGUCAAUUUUACCUUGGAGUCGACCUCCGCACACAGCUUAGAAUCACCGUCACAUGAAGUGCCUCGAAAGCUAAAAGAAAACCAGAUAUCGCUGCAGGGGAUUUGGUCAGAUCGAAUUUUGCAGAUACACGCUGUUCCUGACGAUAAUUCGUGCAUGUUCCAUGCCAUUUCGUACUGCAUCCACGGCGACCUGUCGCAUUCGCAAGUUUACAGGGAGAUUGUGGCGUCUGAAGUGGCGGCGGACCCGAUGGAGUAUUCAGAUGCCAUACUUGGUAGACCGAAUCGGGAGUAUUCACAAUGGAUAUUGAAAAAAAGCUCAUGGGGAGGAGGCAUUGAAUUGGCGGUGCUGUCUAAAGUGUUGCAACUGUCCGUGUAUGUGCUAGAUGUGGAUGCAGCUAAGUUCGAAAAGUUCAAUGAACAGCGAUUCUCCGACUUUAUUAUGGUAGCAUUUAACGGGGUACACUACGAUGCAAUGGAGGUUUUAAAGGUAGCAAGUGGUGAAAAGCUGCGCGUCUUGAAUCAAGGGUCCGACAGGCUGGGUCAGGUACUGGAAAGAGCUCAGGAUGUGGCCCUGGACAUGAAGAAGAGAGGUUACUCAUUCAACACUGCAAGAGACCGUAUCAAAUGUAACGUAUGCUCCGAGAUCAUUAUCGGAGAGCGGGAAGCGGCUCGGCAUGCGGAAAAGACGGGGCAUGUGGAUUUUGGACAGAGCAGUUGA